AUGCCGGUCAUGCAACAGCCACAGGAACAGCCAAGCUCCAACAUUCUGACAACCGCUUACAACAUUCUCGUGCGCGGCACAAGAUUCUUUGCGAACCUUUGUGCUCGCAGGUCGGACAAGAGAAGACAAACUUAUGACUGGGAAGAAAGACUUGCAUAUGUUGGUGAAGAGGUCGAGCAUGAAGACGACGAGAUCAGUGAAGACGAAAAUGAUAUGCAGCUUGAGAGGAGCUGUGGGGUUGCAAGUCUGUGUUACACCCUCAUCAACCACAAAUUCUCAAUCGAAGUCAUGGCCGACGCGGAAAACAACAAGAACCACGACAAUGGUGCGGCUGCUCCUGACGAGCCCACUGGUCCACCCAUCUCCCCCAACAUGAUCGCUCGCCUUCGUGCUGCCAUCGCAAACAACCCUCGUCAGUCGACCUCUGUUUUCGUCACCGCUCUUCUGACCGUCUGUCCCGCUCUGCUUACCGGUCCUCUUCUGACUCUUUUGGGUUUCAGCGGUCUUGGUCCUGCUGCUAAUUAG
Messenger RNA from Aureobasidium melanogenum CBS 110374, 525 nucleotides. RefSeq lists its product as uncharacterized. Bases 1 to 525 code for a protein of 174 amino acids. The transcript has 2 exons. The record is from RefSeq and is a predicted model, not a curated record. Lineage: Eukaryota; Fungi; Ascomycota; Dothideomycetes; Dothideales; Saccotheciaceae.